UAUCUCCCUUUCUAAUUUCUAUUGUAACCAGACCUCUCUCUCUCUCUCUCUCUCUCUCUCUCUCUCUGUGUGUGAUGGAGAUCAACUACCCAACAUUAUUUUCUUGUUCAUCAUCUUCAACACCAACAGCUUCUUCCUUGUCACUGAACAUGGCAGAUCAUUCUCAUGCUUACAAUAUUAAUGAAUUCCAAGGUUGCAAGUCAAAUGGGUUCUUGGGACUGAUGUCGGAGAUGGAUGUUCCAGUUUCGAACAUGAAUGUUCCUCAUGGUAGAAGCUUUGUGGGGUCUGAAACUGAUGCGAAGUUAGGGAAGAAAAAGGGAGAGAAGAAGAUAAGGAAACCAAGAUAUGCCUUUCAAACAAGGAGCCAGGUCGACAUACUAGAUGACGGGUACAGGUGGAGGAAAUAUGGACAAAAAGCAGUGAAGAACAACAAAUUCCCGAGAAGCUACUACCGGUGUACACAUCAAGGUUGCAUCGUCAAAAAGCAAGUUCAGAGACUAACUAAAGAUGAAGGGAUCGUCCUGACAACUUACGAAGGGAUGCAUUCACAUCCGAUAGAGAAGUCUACUGAUAACUUUGAGCACAUCUUGACCCAGAUGCAAAUCUUUUCCUCCUAUUAAUUAUAUAAUUAAUUAAGGACUCAAAAACACUGCAGAGACGAUGAUGAAUCUCUUGUAAAUUCUGUACUUUUAAAUAAAGCCAUCGGGGAAUACCAUUGGAUCCUUUUUGUACUGUAGCUGCAGACGCCAGAUAUCAUAUAAAUCCACUUGAUCGAAGCAAAGGCGUUGAUGAUGUUAAGGACGAUAGGUAUUGGCAUCAAUAUGAGGCCAAAUUAGUUUGUUAGCAACUUAGCUAGUGCCUUAAUCACUUUUGUGAAAAAAACCUUUCCAUCUUCUCUUUCCAAUAUCAUGUGCUUGGUUUUUAUUUAUAUCACUGUACCUUCUCGGCCAUAUUUCAAUCAAAUUUCUGCAACAGUCAAGAACUGUACGUUUUACCAUGUUUCUUGAUACGGACAAAUAAAGGAGCACUAUUCUCUCUCU
This is a messenger RNA of Alnus glutinosa, 1040 nucleotides long. RefSeq names its product probable WRKY transcription factor 75. The record is from RefSeq and is a predicted model, not a curated record. Bases 75 to 620 code for a protein of 181 amino acids. Lineage: Eukaryota; Viridiplantae; Streptophyta; Magnoliopsida; Fagales; Betulaceae. Gene Ontology annotation, biological process: regulation of DNA-templated transcription. Gene Ontology annotation, molecular function: DNA-binding transcription factor activity; sequence-specific DNA binding. The transcript has 2 exons.